This is a messenger RNA of Prorocentrum cordatum, 907 nucleotides long. The record is from the annotation of a GenBank genome assembly. Lineage: Eukaryota; Dinophyceae; Prorocentrales; Prorocentraceae.
AUGGCCGACUUCAUCACGCAGAAGAGCUUGGCGGGCGACCGUGGGCACGUGGACACGGAGCGGGAGACUGCCAUCAGCACUGUCAAGGCGUUCGACGAGGUGAUCGACAGCAUGACCCGGCUGCACACUACAGUUCUCCCAAGAUUGAUGCCACUACCCGAGUUCUGGGAGCCGCUCGGCGCUCAGCAACAGCACGGCGUCCACGACCAACAGAAGCCCGAUGGGGACCGCUUGAAGCACGGAGGGCAGAAGCAAGACGGGGAUCAACAGAAGCGCGACAGCUCCGACGUGAACCAGCUCAGGCGGCCAGAGAUGUCGGCCAACGCCGGCGCAGACCUGGUCGACAUCAAGGAGGAGGUCGCCCACCGCCUGGAGGCGAACGGGGCGCUGGACCUCGGCUCCGGAAGCUGUAACGCAUCUACAAGUCGAGAGCGGCUGUUGGUGCAGAUUGGAUCCACCCUCGACAUGUCCAAUACUUGUCAGACCAGGCAUUGUUUUAAUGUUCUUGCUAUCGCCUGGGCCCCUGCCGGGGCUCUGCUGCUGCUCCAGCGCCUGGCCCUGCAGGACCAGAUCCGGGCGCGCAUGCGCUCCAGCGUGUUCCAGGCGCUGCUGGCGCCCGCGGGGCCCGAGGCGGACUCUCCGCGGAGGCGGCAGCAGAGGCCGCCGGCGGUGCUCGCGGCGGUCGUGGCGGACUUCCUGCAGCGGGCGGAGCUCGACAUGACGCGGCAGGUGUUCCUCCGCGAGGCCCGGCUGGCCCCUGCGGGCGGGGACGACCUCGUCCGGCGCAUCGAGAGCUGGAUCGGGGCGGCGGACGCCGACAGGCCGCUGCUGGAGCGGCUGGUCGCCGCGGCCAGGAGGCGGGCCUCCGCGGCGUAGGGCGGCGGCCGCGGCGGCCGCGGGAGGGUCC